Messenger RNA from Lactuca virosa, 540 nucleotides. The record is from the annotation of a GenBank genome assembly. Lineage: Eukaryota; Viridiplantae; Streptophyta; Magnoliopsida; Asterales; Asteraceae.
AUGGGUAAAGAUUUGGACAGAAAUCAAAUGAAAAACAAAUGGGACAUUAUGCGGAAAGAGUUCAAAUAUUAUGACCGUUUAACAAGACUAGAAACGGGAAUUUCAAUUGAUCCCGUGAGAAAUAUAAUCUCAGCAUCAAAGGAAUGGUGGGAUGAGAAAAUAAAGGAAGAUAAAGAGUAUGCUAAGCUUAAGGAUAAGAAUUUGGAUGUAUAUCAGACAUAUUACGAGGCUUUAUUUCGGGGUACCGUAGUUGUUGGAGACAAGGCUAAGUUAUCUUGCGAAUUUGGCGACAGUAGCACUCCAAAUGAUGUACAGUUUGUGGAUAUUACAGAUGGAAAAGAAGCUACUGACGAAGUCCGCUUAUUUGAUGAUGUUGAUCCUUUUCUCACAUAUGAUAGUUCUAGUAAGAAAAGGAGGGGAAAGAAGUUAACUCCCAGGCGUGACAACAAAAGAAAAUUUGAAGGAAAAAGUAUGGCAAACUCGUCAUAUGAAGAGAAACUGGACACUGUUUUUAAUGUUUUGUUAACAAGGAGCACUUAG